This is a messenger RNA of Penicillium hordei, 1530 nucleotides long. RefSeq names its product cytochrome P450. Gene Ontology annotation, molecular function: monooxygenase activity; heme binding; iron ion binding. The transcript has 4 exons. The coding region runs from base 1 to 1530 and encodes 509 amino acids. NCBI's taxonomy places the organism in Eukaryota, Fungi, Ascomycota, Eurotiomycetes, Eurotiales, Aspergillaceae. The record is from RefSeq and is a predicted model, not a curated record.
AUGAACACUCAACUUCUAUUGGCAUUCGUGGCCUUUGCAAUGCUGGCUUAUCUUACGGCGACCUUCCUUCAAUGGCUUCGAUCACCUCUACGGUCGGUGCCAGGGCCGCUCCUCGCACGCUUUACUGACCUCUGGUACUUAAAUCAGCUGAGGAAGGGCGAGUUUGAGAAGGUCACCUUGAAGCUUCACCAACAAUACGGCGCCAUUGUUCGUUAUGGUCCGAACCGGUACAGUAUUAACGAUACAGAAUCGUUACAAACUAUUUAUGGCCAUGGAACGCAGUUCCCGAAGUCUGAGUGGUACAGCUCGUUGCAACCUAAUAAGGCUGCUUGGAACCUCUUUGCUAUGAGAGAUAUCAAACACCACGCACAAAGCAGGCGGCUUUACUCUAAUGCAUAUUCGAUGACCUCUCUUGUUCAUUACGAGCCUUACAUUGAUGAUUGUGCUGCUAUCUUCUCUCAACGACUUCUCGAGUUUUCCAAAGCUGGGACGGCAGUCAAUUUUGGACGCUGGUUCCAAAUUUUUGCAUUUGAUGUUAUCGCUUUUAUAACUUAUGGACGGCGUCUCGGCUUUCUAGAUCGAGGAGAGGACGUUGGUAAUAUUAUCCACAACCUCGACCAAAGAGUGGAAUACACAACUUUGGUUGGACUCUUUCCUCGCUUUAAUCGGUGGGCACUGAGACUGAGCGCUCGUACCAGUCGUUAUGGCGGUAGGAAUACUUCAUACAUCACGACGUUUACCCAAGAGUUGAUUGAGAAAGAAAUGGCCUCUCCGAAAUCAGUCACUGAGGUAAAAGCCCAAGAAGACACUGCAGCUAUUUCGGAGACUUUCCUGUCGAAAUUUCUAGCCAGGCACUUCAACACGCCUGAUAUAUUCACUAAAUAUCACAUCCUUACUGGCUGUUUAGUGAAUAUGUUUGCUGGCUCAGACACUACCGGCAUUAGCCUGGCGGCCAUUCUUUACAACUUGUUGAAGAAUCCGGCUACCCUGGCGAAGCUACGCAAGGAGAUCGACGACUUCACCAUCCGUGGCGAGCUUUCGGAAGCGCCCACAUUCAAGGAAUCUCAGCGAAUGCCUUACCUCCAGGCCGUUAUCAAGGAGUCUCUACGCAUCCACCCGGCGGUAGGUGUGCCGUUGGAACGAUCUGUACCUAGAGGCGGUGCGACCAUUCAUGGGCAUUUCUUUCCCGAAGGGUCUGUUGUUGGCUUCAACACCUGGGUUCAGCAUAGGAAUAAAGCGUCGUUUGGAGAAGAUGCUGACCGCUUCCGUCCCGAUCGAUGGUUGGACAAUGAUACAGAGAAACAUUCCGUCAUGAAUAGGGGUUGGAUGCCCUUUGGGUUGGGAUCACGAAACUGUAUAGGGAAACAUAUUUCCAUACUGGAGAUGUCCAAGUUAAUCCCUAGAAUUAUUCGCGAUUUCGACUUCAAGCUUCGAGGAACUGCUGCCGUGCCGAACGGAUCCUGGGAAACUCUCAACUAUGGGUUUGUAAAACCCCAAAACUUUUAUUUGAGUGUAAAAUCCAGAAAGUAG